Guillardia theta CCMP2712 is the source of this 1461-nucleotide messenger RNA. RefSeq lists its product as hypothetical. The coding region runs from base 1 to 1461 and encodes 486 amino acids. Lineage: Eukaryota; Cryptophyceae; Pyrenomonadales; Geminigeraceae. The record is from RefSeq and is a predicted model, not a curated record. The transcript is spliced from 3 exons. Gene Ontology annotation, molecular function: protein binding.
AUGGAAGUCGGUACCUCCCUUGGGGACCUUUUCGCCAAAACAAAUCAAAUCGAUUCGGCCCUGGCACAAUACAACAAGUUAAUUGCCUGGGAUAAAGCUUUUGCUCCUCGUUGUUUCGUGGACAGGAAGCGAAGAUUGCUGCUGAAACACAGGAUCAAGUUGAACUAUUGUUUCCUCGUCUGUCAUCACAACCUGUCAGAUAUGGCGAGAGUUGCAGAUUUUCUCUCAGAGAUCAUAUACGAAAACUUGUCAGGAGGCGGGAGACUCCGAGGAACAGCCUUUUACCUGCAAGCGCUUUCUUCCAUCCAAGAUUUGCUCCGCCACAGGCAGCAUGUCCUGUGGGCCCUCCUUGCCCACGUCAGAAGAACCGUCAGAGUUCCUGGGGGGCAUCAGUACCUCGAGGAGGCGCGUGCUCUCUUCAUGCGAAGUAUCAGGGUCUUCAAGAAGCAGGCCAAGAGCGAGGCCCUGCAGCUCGACGCUGCCCCUUGGAUUGAGUUCACCUGCAGAGUAUCGCCGCCCGACGCUCUUCAGCGAGUUCUCAUGAGCUACCAUCGUUUCGAGUUCCUUCUGCAUGACAGGACCGACGCUAGCUGCGACAGCCUCCUGGACCUCUUGGAGCAGCUCGCCUUCUCCUCCGCGCGAGCAGGGGGUAUGAACUCAGGGGACGUGAACCCAAAGUGGCUGGGAGGAUGGGGAUGGGGAUGGGAGCCCGAGGAGACAAUACAUUUUCAUUGCCUUGAAGACAUACUUGCAAACAUCAGCUUGGACACAGACAGCAAGAAAUAUUUUUCCUGGCAAGGACGCAAGAUCAUGUCUCCGAACCAAACUUCUUGGUUCGACUGCUCCUUGAGAAGAAUUCUUUUGGUUUUCAACGCAAUUUCUAAACUAAUUCCGAGUGAUCCCAAGAUCUUACUUCUCACUGCAAGGGUUGAGAGACUGCUGGGAAACAUUCCUGGGUCUUGCAAGUUACUUGAGUCAAUCUGCAGAUCAAAUCCCAGCGAUAGCAUGCUUUUGAAUUCAGCUAGGUACUCCUUGUCUCAGCUCCGUCUCGUCCAACUCUUUGCAGAGUGCCGUAAAGACCUCAAUAUCGAUCGCGGGGCAGCAGUGAGCAACAUAAAGUCCUUGCUCGCUGCCAUUUUACAGAGCGAUCCUGACCACGUUGGCGCUCUUGCUGGAAUGUCGUACCUGUGCUUCAUCACACGGACAGCGCAAAAUGAUCUUAAAGAGACGAAGGAACUGAUUGAAAGAGUGCUGCAAAAAGAGGAUGAUCACGAGGGCUGUCUGGUCCUGAAAGGUAUGAUCAGCAUCAUACAAGGCAACUCUAAGGAAGCAGAGGUGUAUCUGUGCAGGUCCAUCUCCAAGUAUUCGGGUCAUGGCGGCAGGCUCAACCCAUGUGCCAUGUUGGGUCUUGCAUGGGUCGCGAAGGCUCAGCAUUCAAAUUCGGAGGUAAUUGUUCUCUAG